Molecule: messenger RNA, 1598 nt
Organism: Sodiomyces alkalinus F11
Lineage: Eukaryota; Fungi; Ascomycota; Sordariomycetes; Glomerellales; Plectosphaerellaceae
Product: Pex19-domain-containing protein
Exons: 4
Coding region: 329-1324 (331 amino acids)
Biological process (GO): protein import into peroxisome membrane
Cellular component (GO): peroxisome; peroxisomal membrane
Source: RefSeq, a predicted model, not a curated record
CCGCAACUCACCUCGGCUUUCAUGUGCAUUUCCCCUGGUCUCUUAGGGCAGAUAAACAAAUAAUAGCCAGGAGGUUGCGGGCAUAAUCAACCACGGCCCCUGCAGUUCACUUUGCCUUAUUCAUCGCUGUCACUGGCUUUCCGAUCGACUGGAUCGCUUUCGCACUUGGUCUCCCCGGUCCUAUUGGACUCUGAACGGCCAAGACGCGCUGCGGCUGAAGGACUUCGCCAGGGUGGGAACAUUGCAAGGCACGGCCCGGAGGUUCAGUUUAAAACUUCGGAUUCCCGUCCCAAGCCGGGCCAUUCAAACCCUCCAAAACAUCUAUACGAUGAGCGACACUCCGGGGGCAAAGGCGGAGGAGGAAAAGAAAGCCUCUGCUGCUCAAGCUCAGGACAAGAAACCAAUAGAUCAGGUCGACGAUGUUCCAGAUCCGGACGAAGAUGACUUGGACGAUCUGGAUGACAUGUUGGACGAGUUCUCGUCAGUGAAACUCGAUGCGAAACAACCCGUUGGUGCCGUCGACCCUGGAAGACCAAGUCCACCAGAGGCUGUCAAGGGGGCUAGCAGCGCAGAUCAGGCGGACAAAAGUCUGGACGACGUUCUCGGCGACGACGAAUUCGCCAAGCAGCUACAAGCCGGCAUGGCCGAACUCAUAGGCGAACUCGAGAAGAACCCCGAAAUGCAAGCCCAGUUUGACGAGGUCUUCAAGGAAAUUAGCAAUGCUGGUACCGGCGAGACCGCGGCGGACGACAGCAAAGCGUCAGCCUCGGCCGCAGGACCGAGGCCCUCGACGUCAGACAGCAACCGCGCCGAAAGUUCUUUCCAAGAGACGAUCCGUCGUACGAUGGAGCGCAUGCAAGCCUCCGGCGAACAGGCCACAGCGGCGGCGACCGAAUCCGCGACGGAGGAUCUCCUGGCCGAGAUGAUGAAGCAGCUGGGCGGAGACGGCAGCGGCAGCGGGAACGACGAGGACUUCUCCAAAAUGCUCAUGGGCAUGAUGGAGCAGCUCACCAACAAGGAAAUCUUGUACGAGCCCAUGAAGGAACUGGACGAGAAGUUCCCCGAGUGGCUGGAGAAGAACAAGGACAAGACGCCGGUUGAGGAGCUGAAGCGGUACGAGGAGCAGCGGGUGCUCGUGAUGGAAAUUGUCGGCAAAUUCGACGAGACCACUUACUCUGACUCCAACUCGGCGGAUCGAGAAUACAUCGUAGAGAGGAUGCAGAAGAUGCAAGAUUUGGGGUCACCACCUGCAGAUUUGGUUGGUGAUAUGCCAUCUGCGCAGGAGGCGCUGAGCAUGCCCGACGAUUCAUGCAAUCCCCAAUAAGGAAGUAAAAGGAAAAAGAAAAGCAAAAAAAAAAGCAUCUGGGCGUCUAAUCUGUCCCAUGUAUACCCGUCCGCUAUCGCAUAUAUGUUAACAAUUGGGGAGUGUUCCUGUGUACACCCCUGGGAAUAAUACAAAUACUGUCCAACACCCCCAAGUCCAGAACUGCCCCUAAACGCCCAGCCGGAAAUCGAGAACGCCCGAAGCCAAGAACCAUCAGCAUGUACCGAAGUAUGACCAUGUCUCUCACAUGUACAGUCUAAUUAAUCAAACAUCC